AUGUCCACAGUAGAGCUACAGGCAAAUGAAGCUGAAAUAGUAGCACGCUCAUUGGUAGCCAUCGUGGACAUUGGUUCCAAUGGAAUCAGGUUUUCUGUGUCUUCCACCGCCUCCCAUCAUGCCAGAAUUAUGCCUUGUGUCUUCAAGGACAGAUUGGGUAUUUCACUGUUCGACGCCCAACUCGACAAGGGCUCUGCCAGUUCUAUCAGCACACGUAAGCCGAUACCCCAGGAAGCAAUCACUGAGAUCUGUUUGGCCAUGAAACGAUUCCAGUUGAUUUGUGAGGAUUUUGGAGUUUCAAAUGAUAACGUGAAGAUAGUUGCAACAGAAGCAACUAGGGAAGCCCCAAACUCUAAAGAAUUCAGGGACGCAAUUGCGAAGACCACAGGAUGGGAAGUUGAAUUGCUUUCAAAGGAAGACGAGGGCCGAUGCGGUGCUUUCGGCGUUGCCUCCUCAUUCCAUAAUAUCUCUGGUAUCUUCAUGGAUGUGGGGGGAGGAUCUACUCAGCUGAGCUGGGUAUCCACAGUCAAUGGGGAUGUCAGACUUGCUGAAUACCCUAUAUCUCUACCUUAUGGGGCUGCUGCCCUUACUCAGCGAUUAUUAUAUGAAGAUGAAAGAGAGGUUUAUGAAGAGGUUCGUCAGGCUUAUGAAUUAGCGUUGGAGAAGAUAAAAAUUCCUACAGAGCUCAUCGAAGAAGCUGAAAAAAAUGGCGGAUUUAAUUUGUAUACUUGCGGCGGAGGAUUCCGCGGUGUGGGACAUCUUCUUCUUCAUGAAGACCCAAACUAUCCAAUUCAAACGAUCAUCAAUGGUUACACAACUGGCUUCAAGAAAGUCGAAUUGUUGGCGAACUACCUUUUGUUGAAGAAAGAAGUUCCAAACUUCAGUGAAGGAAGCCCAAAGAUUUUCAGAGUUUCAGAAAGACGAAAACAACAGCUCCCUGCUGUUGGACUACUGAUGAGUGCAGCAUUCCAAGUGUUACCAAAAAUUAGAACUGUCAGUUUCAGUGAAGGCGGUGUACGUGAGGGUGUAUUGUACAGUAGAAUCUCACCAUCUAUAAGAUCUGAAGAUCCCCUUUUGACUGCCACUCGUCCUUAUGCUCCCCUUUUGUCUGAGCAAUACAGGAAACUUCUUCUCGGUGCACUUCCAGAGGAAGUCCCCUCCGAGAUCACCCAGACGAUAGUACCUGCUCUUUGCAACAUUGCAUUUGUCCACUGUUCAUAUCCUAAAGAGUUGCAACCAACAGCAGCGCUCCACAUGGCUACCUCUGGUAUUAUCGCUGGAACUCAUGGCCUUUCUCACAAAGUGCGUGCUCUAAUAGGCCUAGCAUGUUGUGAACGUUGGGGGUUUGAUCUUCCUGAAUCAGAAGAAGUUUUUUACGGCAAACUAGAAAAAUUGGUUAUUCAAUCAGAUCCAAAUGACGGUGAAAGGUUACUAUACUGGACAAAAUAUUGUGGAAAAAUAAUGUUUGUUAUUUGCGGAGUACAUCCCGGAGGAAACAUACGUCCAGGUGUUAUAGACUUCAACGUAAUACCGCGGGCAGAAGCAAACAAGACCAACACGGCUGUUCAAGUGGGAAUGUCAGCCAAUGAUGUCAAAUCGAGUUACACUGUUAAGAACAGAAUUGCCAGUUUACAACGAAAAAUCAAGAAACUGAACAAAUCUUACAAAGGAAAAGACAGAGUUGUGGUAGAGGUUGAGUAUAGAAUGUCAUAG
Molecule: messenger RNA, 1713 nt
Organism: Komagataella phaffii GS115
Lineage: Eukaryota; Fungi; Ascomycota; Pichiomycetes; Pichiales; Pichiaceae
Product: Sensor of mitochondrial dysfunction
Exons: 1
Coding region: 1-1713 (570 amino acids)
Biological process (GO): regulation of transcription by RNA polymerase II
Source: RefSeq, a predicted model, not a curated record